AUGUAUUCAUAUAUGGAUUGGGAUGGAUUGAAAUCUAAGAAAUGGAGAGAUAAAGGAAGAAAGAAAUUUGAAUAAUAAGCAAUUGAAAUUAUUACACCUAGAGAAAGUGAUGUUUUUCUAAGUUAAGUUCAAACUAAACUUUAGAAUCCUUUAAUAUAAAACUAAUUAGAGAAUUUAAAAACUCCAAUAAUUAAAUAAUCACUUAAUAAUUAAGAGUCAUCUAGAUUAGAAAAGUUUUAUUCAGAACCUAAUUUCAGAAAAUAAUUUGAACCAUUAAAUAGAUAAAUUUACUUUGAAAAAAAACAUUUACGUUAAGAUAAAGAUGGUCAUUUAGAAGAUCUAGAUUAUGGCAUAAAAACAUUUGAGGUUAUUUAUUUCAAUUGUAUUUUAGUAAGCAAAUAAAGAAACUUAAUAAGGUUAUAUAUUAGAAGAUGAAAUGUAAAGAAAAGUAAGAGUAAAUGAUCAUAGAAAUGGUAUUGGAACACAUUUUUUAGGAGAUAAGGCUUAUCAUAUUCCUGAAUAUAGUACUAAUUUUUAUAAACAUCCUGACGGUGCGAUUCCUGGUUCUAAUAUAUAAUAUCGUCAUUAAUAUAAAUAAUUAUCUAAAUGA
This is a messenger RNA of Paramecium pentaurelia, 610 nucleotides long. The record is from the annotation of a GenBank genome assembly. Lineage: Eukaryota; Ciliophora; Oligohymenophorea; Peniculida; Parameciidae.